AGAGAGUUAGCAACACUGGCUAACGUUGACAUUUGACAUAUAAGUUUAACACGGAAAUUUGUAAAAUUGAAAAUAGAAUUGGUUAUUUAAACUACCCAUUAUAUCUGUUGCGAAAAUCUUAAUCCUUAUAUUUAAUAUCACGAAAAUUUACUAAAAAAUAAAUAUUACAACCGUCAAUAAUGGCCAACAAUGAGAAACCAGGGGAUGGAUUGAGAUCAGUGCGCUCAACAACAGCCUUCAGACUAAUAAAUUUUGAAUUAUACGCUAAGCCUAACAUAGUCAUUAUGAGCAUUGGUCUUGCAUGCUUUGGUCUGACACUUGGGUACAUUGCUUAUAUGAGAAAAAAAUAUGAAGGAAUGGGUUAUUACGCAGCUGUUGAUGAAAAUGGUAAAGAAAUAUUUGAAAAAAAGAAGUCAAAGUGGGAUUGAUGUUGAGUAAUUUAUUAUUUCUUAGGCCAGUUAUUUAUGUGUAAAUAGAAAAAAGUUUACAUUAUAGUAUGGAAAAAGAUAUUGUAUUUUUCUACAAUUAUGUUAAUUUUAUUGAACUAUUUUAUAUAAAGAUUCAUUGUUCAUCAUACGAAUUUAGGCUAAACAAAACCGUCACAAAUUUAUCAGUCUGUGGAAUGAGACAAAAUAACUGUAUGGCCCGUAGCUGUUCCCUUUUAGAAAAACUCAUAGUAUGGUAUUAGUGAGCUUCUGCAAGCCUGUGACAUAGACCAAUAAGGUAUUUGAUUUAUUUGCGUUUAUAAUUUUUAUGAAAUAUGUAUGUCAAAUAAAAUCUAAAACAGAAAUCAUGAA
Molecule: messenger RNA, 797 nt
Organism: Manduca sexta (tobacco hornworm)
Lineage: Eukaryota; Metazoa; Arthropoda; Insecta; Lepidoptera; Sphingidae
Product: small integral membrane protein 8
Exons: 2
Coding region: 180-428 (82 amino acids)
Source: RefSeq, a predicted model, not a curated record